AUGGCCGAUGCCGCACACGCACUGGAUCUUGCUCGAAUCCGGUUCCAGCUUAUGGUUGUCACUAACAAUGGUAGCCGUCUCGAGGACACAAUCACCUUCCAUCUUAUCGAGAGAGUGCAGUUUGCAUUGAAUGGUACCAUCUAUGUUCCUGGAGCUGUCGAACUGCCUGAGGCCAACUUGAGCUUCCUCGACUGGUACUUUCGAGAGCAGGAGAAAUUGCAGUCCCUCAUCCGACGCUUCGAAUCCCCCGACGAAUACCCCUUCUUCCCCGAUGCUCUGCAGAAGCCAAUCCUCAAGCCUCUCAACUAUCCCCGGAUCCUGCAUGAGAACGAUGUCAAUGUGAACGACAAGAUCAAGGAGUUCUACACGGAAAAGUUCCUCCCCGCAGUGUGCCCCGAUUUCGGCCGCGAGGAGCGGGGUGAGUCCGAAGAGAAUUACGGCUCGACCGCAACUUGCGAUAUUGCUUGUCUACAAGCUCUUUCACGGCGUAUUCAUUUCGGAAAGUUCGUCGCCGAGUCCAAGUUCCGAUCCGACGAGGAGACAUACAUCCGUCUUAUCAAGGCAGAGGAUCGGGAGGGCAUCGCGGAAUCUAUCACCAAUGCGGCUGUGGAGAAGAAGGUUCUCGAGCGACUACGACUAAAGGCUUUGACUUACGGUAAGGAUCCAUCUAUCCCUGACGGCACCGAUGGAGCGGCAAAGAUCGAUGUCGAUGCUGUCGUUUCAAUAGGCUAG
Molecule: messenger RNA, 732 nt
Organism: Fusarium sp. VM40
Lineage: Eukaryota; Fungi; Ascomycota; Sordariomycetes; Hypocreales; Nectriaceae
Source: the annotation of a GenBank genome assembly